This is a messenger RNA of Tachyglossus aculeatus (Australian echidna), 2404 nucleotides long. It is a transcript of the gene TERF1, whose product is annotated as telomeric repeat binding factor 1. Lineage: Eukaryota; Metazoa; Chordata; Mammalia; Monotremata; Tachyglossidae. Gene Ontology annotation, molecular function: telomeric repeat DNA binding; protein homodimerization activity. The record is from RefSeq and is a predicted model, not a curated record. Gene Ontology annotation, biological process: telomere maintenance. The transcript is spliced from 10 exons. Bases 8 to 1330 code for a protein of 440 amino acids. Gene Ontology annotation, cellular component: nucleus; chromosome, telomeric region.
GUUCAAGAUGGCGGAGGAGGGGCUUCCGGUCGGGCUGCCUCAUGGCCAAGACGGUGGUCAAGGCCAUGGCGGCCGGGGCUCUGGGGACGGCACCGACGCCCCGCCCUCGCCGCCGCCGGUUUCGGGAGGGAACGGGCGGGAAGGGGAGGCGGAGGUGGAGGCGGUGGCGGCGGGCUGGAUGUUGGACUUCAUGUGCCUCAGCCUGUGCCGUGCCUUCCGCCAUGGCCGCCUGCAAGACUUCGAGCGCAGCCGUGACACCGCCGAGGCUAUUAUCCACGGACUGUCCAAGUUAUCAUCCCAUCAGCGGAGAACUAUAUACAUAUGUCAGUUUUUGACACGAAUUGCCGAAGGAAAGACACUGGACGCUCAGUUUGAAAGUGACGAGCGAAUCACGCCGUUGGAAUCAGCCCUGUCGAUUUGGUAUUCGGUUGGAAACGAUCAGGUCCUGUCGGACAAACUUUCUGAAGAAAUCCGGGAUUUAAUUAAAAUUCAGGCUGUAGCCGUUUGCCUGGAGAAAGGCAACGUCAAGGAGGCCGAAGAAGUUCUCGAAAGAGUCUUUAGCGAAAGCAACCCGAACUCGCCCGACCCUGGCGUGGAAGACAACGGUCAUUCCAAGAAUUCGUCUUUUAAACUGAAGCUGCUCACGAUCAUCAGUCGGAAAGAGCCCUACCACCCAUUCCUUCAGCACUUCAGCUACCCCUGCAUGAUGGAGAAAAUCAAGUCUUUCGUCGACCUGAUUAUCCACGAGAAGGCGUCGGGCUUUCUCGCCAGGGAAGCCACAAAAGUAGUAGACAGUCAGAGAGCCCAAGUGCAGCCUGAUGGUGAUGAAAUUACAGUAUUCAGUGAAAAUAAUGUGGGAACAGAAGAAAGUAACAAUCUGAAGGAACCUCCAGUUACCGAAUCUCCGGAAGAGAAAUCCUUGUCCUUAGGGAGGUCUUGUCGGAAUCUCUUGUUUUUAUCACAAGGCAGAUUUGGUAGCCCCCAGCAGCAGGACGAGAAUGAGAAGAGGAUUGGAAGGACCGAAGCUUUCCGCUGCAGACAAUACGAGAACCCCUCGGGUAAAAGGAAAAACAGGAAAAGCUCCGUGUUUGCCAAGAAGAGUAAAAAAGCAGCCUCGCCUGAGAAAUUCCGCGCCCGGAAAAAACAAAUGUGGAGCUGGGAAGAAGACAUGCAGCUGAAAUCCGGCGUGAGGAAAUACGGCGAAGGGAACUGGACGAAGAUCCUCUUUCACUACCAGUUCAACAACCGGACCAACGUCAUGUUGAAAGACCGCUGGAGGACUCUGAAGAAGCUGGAUCUCGUUAACCUGGAAUCCGAACCGAUGAACUGAGCGCGGCGAUGGUGGAAAAACACGUCGGUCGGCUCGGCGGAACGAGAGGAAGUCAGCCCGACGGGUUGGUUUUCCGUUUCGUAGCCGACGCUGCUUAGGGAAACAGUAUUUUAAAGCGAUAAUAGCUUUUUUCCGCGGGGCCGACAGCUUUAUCUUUGGCGAGGGCAGCCGAACCCAGGAUCGUUUUCCUCGGUGUCUUCGAAGUUGCUACUUUGAACGGUGCAGCCGGCGGGAAAGGUCGUUCCGAGACGUAACUCCUGCAUUUAACGCCGAACUGGGUUAAUGGUAUUUAUAUGGAUCGCUCGCCCGCUCUGCCGGAACGGUGGGGGGAAAAGUCGGAGCGAUCCGACGGCGGCCUUCUAGCCGGGCGGGGAUGGGUGACGAAAGAUUUGGACUGUGUUGUCUGUCUGGUCAGACAGACUGGUUUUCGACCUUGAGUGCUUGCGUUACUCUCUACAGGAGAGGAUUGAAAGGAGACAGGUCAGUUAGAAAGGCUAAACCUCUACCUAUUUAAACGGAGAAGACUUCCCAUUCGGGGCCGCUCGGGUGUGUUUUAUUCUGUGCCAGCACUCGCAGCUUUAGCCAAGACGACUUCAGGCAGUACGUCGGCACAUUUGGCCGAGUUUAGCAACGCGUAAAGAUAAACGGUAAACUCCGCAUCGAUUCUCCGUGUCCGAGCCGCCUCGUCGGGCGCUUCGGACGCCCCGCGGAGAUCUGGCCCUGAAUCCGGUUUUUCCAUCUUCCUCCGCUGGUAAUGGGUCAGGACGGGUCACGGAGCCUCGCUGCCCCUUUUCGAUCUGUCGCCAGCAUCUCAUUCUUGAGAGAGUUCGGUCCGAGCGGCACGUAGGUCUGCCAGCAAGCGUGAUUGCACGUAAUUAGUUUGUCUAGCUCAGCUUUUUUGUCCUAAAAGUUAGCAAACUAGGAAAAGUUAGCAUCUAGGCUCACCUUUAUGAAGUCGAAACAUAUGAUCUCACUUGUAGUUUGAAGUUUGUCCAGGAGAGCCUUUGUUAGAAGAACUGUAGAGGCAUUAUAUGUGUAUUCGUUUCCGUUUUCAUUAAAGAUUUCACUCCAGGA